CCGCCGCUGCUGCUUCCCCUUCCGGCGUCCAGCCAGUUUCGCUUUGCACUGCAGCAGCCGCAGCAGCAGGAGGGUCUUUGGCGCGGCUGCUGCUCUUCCUCCUCGUCCCCUCUAAUUGCUGCCCCCCAUGUGCGCCUUGUAGGCAGCGGCGGCGGCGGCAGAGGCAACGCCAUGGCCGGCUUGGAGCUGCUGUACAGCUCGGUGGCGCAGGACAUCGCCUGCCCGCAGGACUCCCUGGUCUGCUACUUGCACUGGAAGCUGCUGACGCACGACUACCGCUGCCUGGGCGCCGGAGACCAGCCAGGCACCAAUGAGAAGAAGUCAGAAAUGCUGCCCUCUGGGUGGAAUGCAGACAAGGACCUGUACACCUUGCGCUACAGGUUGAAGGACGACUCCCACGAUCUGCUGGUGAAAGGAAUCAUGAUGGACGGCAGCAUGAUCCUGAAUGUCAUGGAUCCCAAGUCACAGAAAGUGGCAGAUUUGACCUUGAAAGUGACUGACUACAUCAACCCGGAAAACCUGGCUGAUUUUGACAAGGUGUACAAGAACACAGACGAGCUGCAGACUCAGGUCGUCCACCACAUCAUCUCUCCGUUCGAGGCUACCAAAGAGCGGGUCAGUGUCAAGGAGGAGCCGAAGCGUGAGAGGAACCCCUCCCCUCCCAACCCUCCUGACCAUGACCCGCUGUGGAUCCCACCUCGACAUCCCCACGGCAGCCGGCAACCCAACUGGCCAGACCCCUUGGGACCCUUUGCUGUUGGUGGAGACGAUUUGGACCCCUUUGGGCACCGAAGAGGAGGAAUGAUCUCUGAUCCACUCCGGUCAGGAAUUCCAAACCCCAUUAUCGACCCAUCCUCCGGACUCCCCAGUAGGCUUCCUCCUGGAGCUGUUCCUCCUGGUGCCAGAUUUGAUCCGUUUGGGCCCCCUGGGGCUAGCCGUGGCGGGCCCAACCCGGACCAUCUUCCACCUCCAGGCUACGACGACAUGUUCAUGUGAGAGCUGCCAAAGUCCAUCUCUCUGACUCUUGGGGGAGGUCUGUGCUUCUCUCUCGCCCCACAGGCUUCGGUGGGCUUCAGUCUUCCCCCUCGGAGCUGGUUUUCUUCCCGUGGCUCUGCCGACUGGCUUUGGUUUCUUCGCAUAUAAACUGGAAGAGGAAGCUGUGUGUGCAUCUGUGUACUCCAACCCUCCCCCCCACUCUUUCUGCAACACAUUGUUUUGACUCCCCCCUCAGGAGUUUGAAAUGCCUACUCUUUGUUAAGCUUGCCUGCCAUGCUCUGAAGGCCAGUUGGUGUUUUGAGUGUGUGUUAAGGACAAGAUGGCAGCAGAACAGAAUCAUUCCUUUCCUGGUUUUUUUUGGUAGACAGUCGUGGCUGGGAACCAGUUGACCCAUGUUCCAUUCACAUGUUCAGUUAGCACCUGCAGGGGGAAGCGAGAAGGUGCCUGCCAGCCACACCCCAGCUCUGGGGACCUCAGGGUCCUGUUCAGUCACAGCCCCUGAAAGCACCUCCCAGCUUGCCACACCACACCCCCCCCCCCGGUCACUCAAAGGACUGUCUUUCUGCUUCUGCCAAACUUCAGAGCCAGAAGCAGGUGUGAGUGAUUGGCCGUCUGAGACUCUUCCCUUUCUCCUCCUCCCCGAGUAUGCCUUAGGGUGGCACUGAGCCGGCCGGGUAGCAGCUGAAGCAGGAACCCAGAGGGCAGCUGAUGACUCAGCCCUGGAGACAUGUGGGGGCCUCCUUGUCUGUGGUUCUGCCCUCAAGGCUGCCAGCUGUGUGGCAUAUGUGGCUGUGAGGCUUGCAUCUCGUCUUGGUUCAGUAGAACUGUAUUGCUUUGGAAGUGACAAACUGGCUGGUUCCCAGUCCCCAAGUGCCAUGAUUACUUGGGCCCCCGUGUUGUUGCCAGCAAAGUUGAUGCUUUUCUCCUUGGCCCUGUGCCUUUUCAACCCCAGUUGACAUGCAGAAAUCCAGCAGGUGAAGCUUUUCCCACCCUUGUAUCUCUAUGCCAAGAAAUGCUUCACCUCUUCAAUCUCUGCGUGUCGGGCUGUUGUUAAAGGAGGAGGUGCUUCAAAACCGAGUGGAUCUCCUCUGCACAAGAUCUGGCGUACUCUUUCCUCUGCCCCAGCGCCUUCUCCUUAACUGCAAAGGGGUCCUUCCUCUGACUUUCUCGGGGGAAGAAUUAAUCCCCCAUCAUUGCUCAGCUACUGCAAGAAGGCUUGCCCAACCACUUCCUGGUUCAUCUAGAAGUUAAAAGGUCUCCCAACGGAUACUGAGCAGCUGCAAGCAGGUUUCAUGCUCUGCUGAAUCCAUCCAGGCAAGCGGCAUGAUGGACGUGGAGGUUGUUCUGUGGCUACUGGCCAGUAGCAGCUUGGCCCAAUUUUUGGGGGGAGGGGGUGCCAAACAAGGCGCAGGGGCCUGGUUCCUGGUGGUUCUGGCUGCUCCUUUGCCCCCCACCCCACCCUGCCCCAGUGUUCAUGAUCGCUGCUCUGCCUGCAGGCUGGCCGUCCGCUGGAGCUGCAUGGGCUGCGAGAGAGAGAGAGGAGCUGCUGCUUCUGAGGAGGCCAGUACACCAUCAGCCCCAAAGAGCGGGUCAGCCUGUACGACCGGACUGUCUCUGAACCGCCCUGCUUUCUGUCUGCAGCCAGCGGUGGCAUUGUCUGGCUGGUCCUCCAGUAUUGUCAGGUGCUCACAGCUAGAAAACCUGGCUGUGUGCAGAGCCUCCAAGCCAGGUCACACAAGUCAUUGUUAAUGCACUGUGUACUUGGCUUGCAGCUAACUAAGCGACUGGGCGGAGGCAUCCGCUUGGAGCAUUCAGAAGACCAGCCAGCAGGCAGGGGAAAGGUCGUGGGGACCAGUGCUGUGGGUCUUCAGGGCCCAUAUCAGAUGCUGCCACAUAAGCAUGGGAAGGAAAUUGGAAGCCUCUCUGCGUCUGGUCCUGUUCAUUUCGACUCUGGGUUUUUCAAUAGCUUUGGGGGAUUCCCCAGCUACUAAAUUUGCAAGCACCUGAAAAAAGAGAAGACCACUUCUUUCUCUUGGACUGCGCUAUAACAAUGCAAGAAUCAGAAAUGUAAUAGGUCGUGUCUUUUACAAAUUUAUCCCCUUUGCUUGAGUUCUUUCGAGUGAUGGUUGUUGAUUGUUUCUUUGUGUGAAUGCAGAAGGCUGGUUAAUUCAUUAAAAGUUUCUCUUUGAUCUUC
Molecule: messenger RNA, 3190 nt
Organism: Hemicordylus capensis (graceful crag lizard)
Lineage: Eukaryota; Metazoa; Chordata; Lepidosauria; Squamata; Cordylidae
Gene: PSMF1
Product: proteasome inhibitor subunit 1
Exons: 7
Coding region: 172-996 (274 amino acids)
Biological process (GO): proteasome-mediated ubiquitin-dependent protein catabolic process
Molecular function (GO): endopeptidase inhibitor activity; proteasome binding
Source: RefSeq, a predicted model, not a curated record